This is a messenger RNA of Psammomys obesus (fat sand rat), 2522 nucleotides long. RefSeq names its product G protein subunit alpha 14 (gene Gna14). Lineage: Eukaryota; Metazoa; Chordata; Mammalia; Rodentia; Muridae. The record is from RefSeq and is a predicted model, not a curated record. Gene Ontology annotation, biological process: phospholipase C-activating dopamine receptor signaling pathway; adenylate cyclase-modulating G protein-coupled receptor signaling pathway; action potential. Gene Ontology annotation, molecular function: guanyl nucleotide binding; G protein-coupled receptor binding; G-protein beta/gamma-subunit complex binding. The transcript is spliced from 7 exons. Gene Ontology annotation, cellular component: heterotrimeric G-protein complex. The coding region runs from base 1017 to 2084 and encodes 355 amino acids.
CCAGCAGACCCAGACGAGGCAGGCAAGCUUCGAGCUGACCCAGGGCUUGCGUCAAGCCCAGGCUGGGCUGGAGCAUCCGGGAAGCCGAGGGAAACGGUCUAGGAACCCCAAGUGUGAGCCGUGGAGAAGCUGGAGGGCAAGGCUCAGCCUCAGGCGGGAGGAGAGGUCUGACUCUAGCUGCCAGCACGCGGUGUGAGUCCGGGCUGCAGACGCCUGGCUCGGGUCCGCUAGUGCACCGCCUCCACCUCUGGCGCUGAGGCUGGGAGUUGGCGAAACUCCCUCACCUGUCGGAACCCGGAUCUGGCCGCGGGAAGGGACUGGCAGCCAGCUCCUGCUGGUCACAGUAAGCUUGGCAAGCGGCCCUGCUUGCACUAGGGCGCCGCCGCCGCCAAGGAGGCAGGUGAGAGGCUGCUUCGCGCCCCAACCUCUCGUCGCUCUUCUUGGUCCCCAGGCACCACCGGCUUGGGAUAGGUCUAGGAACAACUUUCCCAGACACGAAGGCUGCAGGUUCGAGACGCCCCGCCUCCUCUUGCCACUUAGAGCCGUUAGUGUAGGAGGAACCUUCCACUCGGCCAGAGUCUGAGGUUUUCGGACCUUGGCAGACCAGCCACGCCACCCCUGCUGCUAGCCUGCGACACCCCGAGUCCCGGAGAGACCACUCUUCCAGCAGCCCCGACGCCCCAACUUUUGAUUCGCCUACCUGGGCGCCCAGCUCCAGUGUUCGGGGGGUGCGCCUCUUCGGCAGACAGCGCCACCCGCCUCUCCCAGUUCGCUCUCCUCUCCCGCAGAAGCGCGCGGUUGGUCGCCUGAUCCGCGACCUCACAAGCGCUCGGGACUGGCCCAGCCUUAGAAUCGCCUUCCAGGGAGCUUAAGCCCAAGAGGUCGGAGCCUCUUACUCCAAACCAGAGUCGGUUCAGGUGUUUCUUCUUCUCCAAACCCUGCCCCUUGCGCGGAUAAUCCGCAGCGCCGGAGUCGGGAGCGCCGGGUCCCCGUCGCCCCGUCGGAGUGGCCAAGCCAUGGCCGGCUGCUGCUGUCUGUCUGCGGAGGAGAAAGAGUCGCAGCGCAUCAGCGCGGAGAUCGAGCGGCAGCUUCGUCGCGACAAGAAGGACGCGCGCCGGGAGCUCAAGCUGCUGCUGCUGGGAACCGGGGAAAGUGGAAAAAGCACAUUUAUCAAGCAAAUGAGGAUAAUCCAUGGGUCUGGCUACAGUGAUGAAGAUCGGAAGGGCUUCACGAAGCUGGUUUACCAAAACAUUUUCACCGCCAUGCAAGCCAUGAUCAGAGCAAUGGACACCCUGAGGAUACAAUAUGUGUGUGAGCAGAAUAAGGAAAAUGCCCAGAUCAUCAAAGAAGUGGAAGUGGACAAAGUCUCCGCCCUCUCCAGGGACCAGGUGGCAGCCAUCAAGCAGCUGUGGCUGGAUCCGGGAAUCCAGGAGUGCUAUGACAGGAGGCGGGAGUAUCAGCUGUCCGACUCUGCCAAAUAUUACCUGACUGACAUUGACCGAAUCGCCAUGCCCUCUUUCGUGCCAACGCAACAGGAUGUGCUUCGUGUCCGAGUGCCCACCACCGGCAUCAUAGAAUACCCAUUUGACUUGGAAAACAUCAUCUUCCGAAUGGUGGAUGUUGGUGGCCAGCGAUCUGAACGGCGGAAAUGGAUUCACUGCUUUGAGAGCGUCACAUCCAUCAUUUUCUUGGUUGCUCUGAGUGAAUAUGACCAGGUUCUGGCUGAGUGUGACAAUGAGAACCGUAUGGAAGAGAGCAAAGCCUUGUUUAAAACCAUCAUCACCUACCCUUGGUUUCUGAACUCAUCUGUGAUUUUGUUUCUAAACAAGAAGGAUCUUUUGGAAGAGAAGAUCAUGUACUCUCAUCUAAUUAGCUAUUUCCCAGAAUACACAGGACCAAAGCAAGAUGUCAAGGCUGCCAGGGACUUUAUACUGAAGCUGUAUCAAGACCAGAACCCUGACAAAGAGAAGGUCAUCUACUCCCACUUCACAUGUGCAACAGACACGGAGAACAUUCGAUUUGUGUUUGCUGCCGUCAAAGACACCAUCCUGCAGCUGAACCUACGGGAGUUCAACUUGGUGUAAGUGCCGUGGCCCGCUCUCCUGAGACAGAGGGGGAUCCGAGUUCUUCCUGCCUGAUCUACAAGUGCUUCUGACCGGCUGGGCCAGGAUCCACGGACAUUAUGUAGCUCACAGGAACAGAGAUGGAUAGUGCAACUAGAAAGAUAUUUGUUUUACCAACCCUUUCUAAGUGUCUAAUUCUCGACUGUCUAAUUCUUUUCCUUACCUUUUGGCUGUAAAGUUUCACUAUAAUUUUUGAGUUUGGUAUUUUACAGAAUUUUAAAAGGCCACUGUGAUUUUUCCAUUAUUUUUUAAACUAAGUGUUCAAUAGCUAUUAAAAAAUCAUGUAACAGGGGGACUUGUUAAUUUAUAGAUCAUGCCUUCAGACCUCUAGGAUUAAUUUAGAUGACUAAAACAUCUUAAUAGGCUUGAAGAUUUUUAAAUAAAUACUAAGAAACAUUU